Molecule: messenger RNA, 2746 nt
Organism: Durusdinium trenchii
Lineage: Eukaryota; Dinophyceae; Suessiales; Symbiodiniaceae
Source: the annotation of a GenBank genome assembly
AAAACAACGACGGGGCUGCAGUUUUUGUUUCCGGGGCUGCAGUUUUUGGAUGUUUUGGUGGUGGUGGCGGUGGUGGUGGUGGUUGUUGUUGUUUGCUUCUUGGGCUGAUUUUCUGGAAGUAUAGUAGGAAGCUGGGUAGGGCAAUCUCUACGCUCCUGGAGGUGUCGAUGGGGACGUCGAUCGCAGAUUCGGCGUCGUGAUGGCUGUGGGCGGAGUGCCCGCAGGAGAGAUCCCUGCGAAUUGGCGCCAAGCCACCAACCAGGUCUUGCGCAUCGCGAUGCCCAACAUGGGCUCCUGCGCUCUGACCUUGCUCAAUGAGCAGACCAACGUCAUCAUGCUGGGCAAAAGUAGUACAUCAGCGUCCUUGGCAGCAGUGGGCCUGGGAAAUAUGAUGCAGAACUGUUUAGGUUUGAGCAUCGGCUGGGGGCUCUUGGCUGCCUUGGACUCUUUGGUGAGUCAAGCCUAUGGCGCAGGCAAUCAGGCAGUGGCGUGCGAGCAAUUCCAGCGGGGGCGUUUCAUUGCAACCUUGCAGCUGCUGUGGAUCAUCCCGGUUCUUUGCUAUUCAGCACCCUUGCUCUUGCGCUUGGGACAACAUGCAGAUGUGGCACAGCUAGCGGCAGCCUACAACCGCACCACAGCGCCAGCGCUCUUUUGCCUCUUUCAAUACCAGGCAUUGGCGAAGUUCUUGCAGAAUCAGUGUAUUGCCACUCCGCCCUUGGUGAUCAACAUCAUCUCCUCUCUUUUGCAUGUUGGCUGGUGUGCACUGUUCGUGCUCCAUUUCAAGCUGGGCAACUCUGGUGCUGGCUUCGCGAACGGUGUCACCUGGACCUGUCAGUGGCUUCUCAUCGCCUUGUACGUCACCCGCAUCGCGCCCAAGCUGGGGAUGAAGCGACGCGAUGUGUGGCUGCCAGGACAGGGGAGUUUUCGAAAAUGGGGAGCCUAUUUGAAAGUGGCCAUCCCCUGCGUUUUACAGAUGGGCAGCGAAUGGUGGUUCUGGGAGAUUUGUGCCUUGUUGGUGGGCUUCUUGGGAACAAUUCCUUUGGCUGCACAUGUGGCAGCCAAUCAGUUUAUUGGCCUCACCUUCAUGCCAGCCGUGGGCAUCUCCUCUGCUGCUGCCGCACUGGUGGGCAAAAUGCUGGGAGCCAACAGGCCUCAGGAGGCUAAGACCUUUGUGAAGGUGUCGCUGGUGGUGAAUCUUGUGGUUUGGUUGAUGAUCUCGACAACCAUGCUGCUAGGGCAGCACGCCAUCGCGGGCAUUUAUGUGAAGCCCGGGGAGGUGAAGCAGCUCAUUGAAGGUUUGCUGAUUAUUUUUGCCUUUGCGGGUCUGCCGGAUACCACGCAGCACAUCAUGUCAGGCGCUUUGCGCGGCAUGGGGAUGAUGACUUCCAGCUCGGCCUCAGGGCAGCAGGGCGGAGCGGCGGAGCGCGCCAGAGCACAACGUCGGAUGAAACUGCCGAGAAGUACUACCCAAUGUAGACUCUUGAUAUCCUUGAUUAAUAAACCCUCCCGUAUGAAGAGGUUGUCAGGCCUCUUCAGAGGUUUUUCAUGUGUUUCCAUGUCGGGAAGCACUGGAAUCACCAUCCCUGAUUCAUGAGAGUUCCUCCAAAGUAAACGGAGCAGAAUCAUGAGAGACGUGGUGCUGAGCGCUGGGCGCUGAGCGAGUUGCCAUGUCUUUCGCCGCGUGCCGUCGGGAAGGCGUCGGCCUGUCGCGCCAGAAAUCUUGGGGAGUUGGAUGUGUCGGAAGGCCUUUCUUACCCGAGUGAAUCAUGCGUCCCUUGGGUGGGCGCAACUGAGAGGCAGAGCAGGUUGUGGAACUGAGAUAUGUCACUUGGCCUAAAGAUCACCUGGAUGGGUGGAAUUUCUGAGGUAAGAAAUACAACACUGAAGCACUGGAGUCAUCCAUUCGCUCGCUUUAGAGGACAAGUCGACCAACAGAGGCAGAAUUGUUUUCGGUCAAAGGUGAGAGAAUCCGUCACCAGACUGUCCGAACCCCUGAAGAAAACCCCUGCAUACGCAGAAGAACCGGAUGGAUCAGGUGACUGUCCCUGACAUUCUUUGCACCAUGCGGGAUGAACAGUCCAUCACUGGACAGCUUGCUGCCACAAUUGCAACAGCAACAAGCUCAACUAUCAGAUAAUGACACUAUGACUGGGAACGUGCAAUACCCCUCAACCUGGUCUUGGCAAAACAGCACGAUGGGAUGUGGAUAGUUUUGGGUAAACGAACGUUCCCUUGGAAUAGCUCAACUUCGUGUGUUUUACUUGGAAAUGUUCGGUACUUUGGCUUGAACAAGGAGCUUCUCCCUCACCUGGGCUCAAUCCUUUCAAGAAACAGAGCUUGAUUUUGCAGCCGCUGACUCUGCUGGUGUAAAUAUGUGUGUCCUAUUGUUCUUUUCAAGUCAGCAACCAGGCCCCAUCAUCCCUGGUGUAUACCCAUCUUUUCCCCCAGAUAGAUGCUGGGACAGUCCUCAGAGGUCGUCUAUUUGCUGAGCUACUAUGGCCUCAUGCUCCCUGCCGGCUACUUCUUAGCCUUCCACUUCGGCUUGGGCGUCAAAGGCAUUUGGUAUGCCUCUGGCAUCGGCACAUCGGUGGCGGUCAUGGUCUUCAGCGUGAUCUUGGCCAAGGCUCGUUUCAAGCAUUUGGGACAGAAGAUCUCCUCCAAGCUCUGAGUGCAGCGCCACGUCGCGCUCCACUUCGCGCGGGUCGCGGGGCCCAGGUGAUUUCAACUGGUGAAGAAAGCCUGCGAC